AUGGCCGCUAUAGAAGUAGAAGACGAAGACGACGUUGUUAUAAACCCCGCCACCAUGCUCCUCCGCGACGACUCCGACGAAGUCAAGACGGCGGAGACCGAACAGCUCCGCCAGCAUUCUCUUCCUUCGAUCGGCUCAACAAUCGUCACCAGGCAGCUCCCUUCGCAAGGUCUCUCCUUCCAGCUCUGGCCGGCCGCCACCACGCUCCUCACUCUCCUCGACGACCACCGCCGCGACCCUACUGCCAGCCCUCUGGGUCCCACAAUCUCGGCCUUGGAAUCCGGCCGGAGACUCAAGAUCCUCGAACUCGGCUCCGGGACCGGCCUCGUCGGAAUAGCCGCCGCCGCGACGCUCGGCGCGUGCGUCACCGUCACGGACCUGCCGCACGUGACGGACAACCUGAGGUACAAUGUGGAGCUGAACGCCGCCGUUUUGGGAGGAAGCGGCGGGAGUGUGACCGUGGCGGCGCUGAGGUGGGGAGAGGCGGAGGACGCGGAGGCGAUAGGGCGGGAGUUUGAUCUUGUUUUGGCCUCGGACGUGGUGUAUCAUGACCAUCUCUACGAGCCGCUGCUCAAAACGCUGUCGUUUCUGCUGUUGGGGGAGGGCGGCGUGGUGUUUGUGAUGGCCCACUUGAGGAGGUGGAAGAAGGACUCGGCCUUCUUCAAGAGGGCGAGGAAGGUUUUUGAGGUUGAGGUGUUGCACGUGGAUCGUCCGUGCGAGGGAACCAGGACCGGAGUUACUGUUUACCGUUUUACCAGGAAGCCAAGUAAGAAAGUGUUCAAAGAAGUCUCAGUGGUGAACAAUGUCAAUGGGAUUCUCUAA
This is a messenger RNA of Fragaria vesca subsp. vesca, 822 nucleotides long. Its product is annotated as protein-lysine methyltransferase METTL21C-like. The transcript has a single exon. Lineage: Eukaryota; Viridiplantae; Streptophyta; Magnoliopsida; Rosales; Rosaceae. The record is from RefSeq and is a predicted model, not a curated record. The coding region runs from base 1 to 822 and encodes 273 amino acids.